This is a messenger RNA of Folsomia candida, 796 nucleotides long. RefSeq names its product mitochondrial pyruvate carrier 2. Gene Ontology annotation, cellular component: mitochondrial inner membrane. The transcript is spliced from 3 exons. Gene Ontology annotation, molecular function: pyruvate transmembrane transporter activity. Bases 219 to 605 code for a protein of 128 amino acids. NCBI's taxonomy places the organism in Eukaryota, Metazoa, Arthropoda, Collembola, Entomobryomorpha, Isotomidae. Gene Ontology annotation, biological process: pyruvate import into mitochondria. The record is from RefSeq and is a predicted model, not a curated record.
CUAUAUCGUAAUUACAGCACAUGUUCUCAUUUUUUGCACUGGAUCCCAUCCUGCUCUCUUCUGUAUCUCAAUCUCAAAUAGCAUACACCUGACCUGGAGAUUCUAGUUUAUCAUCAAUUCUACUAAUUCAUUCUACAGCUUCAAAUUGGAAAUCGAGGAAAAUUAGUUCUAAAUAAUACUAGUUUCUUAUAAAUUUCUGAAACUAAAUAUUUAUCAAAAUGAGUUCCGCACUGUACGUACGCACAAUGGCGAAAUUGGAUAAGUUUGUACCUCCACGGUGGAUGCCCUUGUGGAAUCAUCCCGCAGGUCCAAAGACAGUAUUCUUUUGGUGUCCACUUUUCAAAUGGGGCCUCGUUAUGGCAGGCAUCGGCGACCUCCAACGUCCCGCAGAUAAGAUUUCGAUACCUCAGUCGGCCUCGCUAGCAGCGACGGGACUCAUCUGGUCCAGAUACUGCAUGGUCAUCAUCCCCAAGAACUAUUCGCUCAUGAGUGUCAACAUCUUUGUCGCGUUGACCGGGUUGUACCAGGUGGGACGAGGGGUCAAGUAUCAGAUGGAGCUUAAAGAACAGGAAAAAAAGGCCCUUGCUGCUGCAGUACCAUCAUAAUAAUUAAUUUAAGUCUGAAGGCGUGUAAACAAAUGUGACGGAUUUUCUUGUUCUCUAUGAAAAAUCGCUAUAUUUUGGUGGAUAGAUAAUUAAAAUUUAAUAAUUACUGUAAUUGAUGUUAAUAAUUAGGUUCGUGUAUAACCCAGGUUAGAAUUUCGGGAGAAAAAAUAUAUAGUACAAUAACCCCCAGA